AUGGGUUGGAGAGAAAAAAUCCCUUACGGCGCUCAUGUCAUCAUCCUGUUUACUUUGGCUUUUGCCGCUUUGAUCCUGGUCAUCCUGAACACCUUCUCAUCACCUUUUAUUCAGUCAAUCAGUUUCCUCAGACUCCCCGAGACCGAUGGAGGUACGAACUUCGGUGCUUUCGGAUGGUGUUCAUCCACCUUUUGUCUACCGAACGCAGUAGCUUACGAGUACGAGCCUUACGUCAACAAAGCUUUGACCGGUGGUAUGAUGUUAUGGGCUAUUUCCGUCAUCUUCGUCUUCUUCACUGUCCUCGCCAUCCUCCCUCUCCUAUUCGUACACGAAUCCAAAGCGUUGAGAACGGUUGGAAACAGAGUGUUCUUCGUUUACACCAUGGGUCUUGCUACUCUCCUUGUCGUCAUUUCUUGGCUAUUCUCGAUCUACGGUUGGAGUAUCGCUCAUAGAGCUUUCGAACUUUCGGAUAUCGAAGUUAGCUUCGGACCAGCUAUGUGGAUGGGGUUGACGGCUGCUCUUUGUAUGCUUAUCAUUUUCAUCCUUCGAUGGCCCGCCGAAGCUUGGGAUGGUACGACCACUCGAGCCAACGGUGGGGUCGGUGCUCGAGGUGUACCUCAAGUUCCCGCUAAUGGCUACUACCAUUACAAGCGCACCACCCGAGAAGUGGUCCCAAGAUACUAG
Kwoniella botswanensis is the source of this 684-nucleotide messenger RNA. RefSeq lists its product as uncharacterized. Gene Ontology annotation, cellular component: cell division site; growing cell tip; plasma membrane. NCBI's taxonomy places the organism in Eukaryota, Fungi, Basidiomycota, Tremellomycetes, Tremellales, Cryptococcaceae. The transcript is spliced from 7 exons. The coding region runs from base 1 to 684 and encodes 227 amino acids. The record is from RefSeq and is a predicted model, not a curated record.